CCCCGCUCUGUCACGUGCAUCCUCACGCUGGCGCAUCCAGAAGUCAGGUGACCGGACUUCCUCGUUUUUCUCUGAAUCAACAACUUGGAUCUGCAGCCGUAAAGGGAGAGAGAACGAGAAGAGGGGAAGAGAAACAGGAGGAGGCAUUCUAAUCUACUCCGUUAAAACACGAGAAAGACAACAGGAUACAUUUCUGGAGUUAUCUCGCUCUCUCUCUCUAUAUAAUUACAGGAAAGCUGUGAAUUUAGCUGUUGAUUUUGCAGCGCUUGUAUCGGAGACGCGGCGGGUCUGCUGCAGAGGCGAGCUAGCGCGUUUCCAGAGCAACGUCACAUCUGGGCUGGCGUUUAAACUUGUGUAAUAUAACAGUGAAUACAGAUAUAUCUGUAACUUCAUUACUGAGCUCAGUUAGAAAAUAAUUAAGCAUGUCUCAAUAUACGCAGUUUCCGGAGCCGACAGAGGCUGGCAAUCCAUUUCAGGACCCUGCUGUGACACAGCACCACACCCCCAGCACGGGCUAUGCCACCCUCGAUCUCUACAACCCUUUCGACAGCAGCCGAGGGCCGCCCCCUCCCUAUGAGGCAGCGAAACAGACGCCCCCCCCGGCGGCCCAGCCCCCCCCCCAGCAGCCUGCGGCCCCCCAGCCCAAGACCCCCACCGAGCCCCGAAACUACGGCUCAUACUCCACACAGCCUCAGGCCCGCAGCGCCACGGCUGCAGCCACGGCAGAGCUGCUCCGGAGACAGGAAGAGCUGGAGAAGAAAGCAGCGGAUCUGGAGAGGAGAGAGAGGGAGCUACAGAGCGCAGGGCUGGGGAAAGAGGCCACGAGGCAGAAUAACUGGCCCCCCUUCCCCAGCUUCUGCCCCAUCCAGCCCUGCUUCUACCAGGACAUCAGCGUGGAGAUCGGACAGGACUUCCAGAGGACCGUCUCCACCAUGUACUACUUCUGGAUGUUCUCGGGCUGCACCCUGAUCUUUAACUUCAUUGCAAACCUGGCCUUCUUCUGUGUGAACACCAGCGCUGGAGUGGGCCUGGGGCUCGCCAUUCUCUGGAUCCUCAUCUUCACCCCCUGCUCCUUCCUCUGUUGGUACAGGCCCAUGUACAAAGCCUUCAGGAGUGACAGCUCCUUCAAUUUCUUCUUCUUCUUCUUCGUCUUCUUCGUUCAAGUCUGCCUGUACGUCAUGCAAGCGGUGGGCAUCCCCGACUGGGGCUUCAGUGGCUGGAUCGUUAGCCUCGCUGCCCUGAAGGUAAACGUUGCUGUGGCUGUGAUAAUGCUGCUGACCGCGGUCAUGUUCACUGGCACUGCUGUCAUGGGUGUGAUCAUGCUGAAGAAAAUCCACUCUCUGUACCGCCGCACCGGUGCCAGUUUCCAGAAGGCUCAGGCGGAGUUCACCACGGGGGUCCUGUCCAACGAGGCGGUGCGGACCGCUGCAGCCAGCGCAGCGACCGGGGCGGCACAGGGGGCCUUCCGGGGGAAUUGAGGGGGGGGGGGGAGGGGAGGCUGUGCUGGUUCUCUGUGCGUCUCGAGGAAUCGACUGGAGGAGAUGGUUACUCACAUCUGAUAUUUUUUUCCUGCUCUAAACUCCUCCAUCGCAGUGCCAAAGCUGGUUACCAGUUCAGAUUUUACAAUAACGUGUUUAGCCACUAGGGCGGCAGUGUUGCUUAAAGGACCGUUAUUAUUAUUAUUUUUUAUUAUUGAUUGUUUUUUUAAUUAUUUAAUUUGUUUGCUAGUUUAAAGGGUAACUGGUCAUGUAUUUUUUUUUUUCAUUUUUGUUAUUCACUGUAUUAAUAAUAAUAAUAAUAAUAAAAAUAAUAAUAAUAAUAAUAAUAAUUAUACGAAGAAGAAUCUCAAUGUAUUCAGUUAUAAAUAAUUAAAAGGAAUUAAUUGAAUGUCAUGUAAGGUGACAGUCUCUUUAUUUAACUGUUUUUUUUUUUUUUUUUGGCCCUAAUGCUAUUUUGAAAAAGGUGUUGGAGAUUGAGCUCUGGAGAAGCCCUCUCUCUCUCUCUCUCUCUCUCUCUCUCUCUCUGUGCAGUGCUGGAGAUUGAGCUCUGCAGUACAAUAUAAUACAGAUACAGCGCAGUGAGAGUCAGUGCAGAUACAGCGCAGUGAGAGUCAGUGCAGAUGCAGCGCAGUGAGAGUCAGUGCAGAUGCAGCGCAGUGAGAGUCAGUGCAGAUGCAGCGCAGUGAGAGUCAGUGCAGAUGCAGCGCAGGGAGAGUCAGUGCAGAUGCAGCGCAGUGAGAGUCAGUGCAGAUGCAGCGCAGUGAGAGUCAGUGCAGAUGCAGCGCAGUGAGAGUCAGUGCAGAUGCAGCGCAGUGAGAGUCAGUGCAGAUGCAGCGCAGUGAGAGUCAGUGCAGAUGCAGCGCAGUGAGAGUCAGUGCAGAUGCAGCGCAGUGAGAGUCAGUGCAGAUGCAGCGCAGUGAGAGUCAGUGCAGAUGCAGCGCAGUGAGAGUCAGUGCAGAUGCAGCGCAGUGAGAGUCAGUGCAGAUGCAGCGCAGUGAGAGUCAGUGCAGAUGCAGCGCAGUGAGAGUCAGUGCAGAUGCAGCGCAGUGAGAGUCAGUGCAGAUGCAGCGCAGUGAGAGUCAGUGCAGUUCUCUUUCAUGCAGUGUUUUUCCAGUCACAAUGCCCGGCUGCUGCUUCCUGCACCUCGUCUCCUGUGAAGAGGUUUAUUUCGUUUUGCUCGUUUUAUUUGCUUUGUUUUAUGUGUCCUCGUGGUUCUGUUGUAAAUGUUGUGCCAAAAUUUAAAAGAAAGAAUAUAUAUGUGUGUGUCUGGAAACAUUGUUAACAUUGACAUUUUUUUUUUAUUUGGUUAAAUAAAAUUGUAACUUUUCUGCAUCA
Acipenser ruthenus (sterlet) is the source of this 2834-nucleotide messenger RNA. RefSeq names its product secretory carrier-associated membrane protein 3-like. The transcript is spliced from 9 exons. Gene Ontology annotation, biological process: protein transport. NCBI's taxonomy places the organism in Eukaryota, Metazoa, Chordata, Actinopteri, Acipenseriformes, Acipenseridae. The coding region runs from base 423 to 1478 and encodes 351 amino acids. The record is from RefSeq and is a predicted model, not a curated record. Gene Ontology annotation, cellular component: recycling endosome membrane; trans-Golgi network membrane.